Selaginella moellendorffii is the source of this 1998-nucleotide messenger RNA. Its product is annotated as pentatricopeptide repeat-containing protein At4g21065-like. NCBI's taxonomy places the organism in Eukaryota, Viridiplantae, Streptophyta, Lycopodiopsida, Selaginellales, Selaginellaceae. The transcript is spliced from 2 exons. The record is from RefSeq and is a predicted model, not a curated record. The coding region runs from base 1 to 1941 and encodes 646 amino acids. Gene Ontology annotation, molecular function: RNA binding; protein binding; zinc ion binding. Gene Ontology annotation, biological process: RNA modification.
AUGCCACUGGCGCUCUCCACAUUUCAGCCCAGGGCGAGUCCCCAUCCCCGCAGGAGCGAUGGCGAGUUGGAGCUAUCAAUGGAUGCGCUUGGGCGGCAGCUGCGCCUCCAAGAUCGCAGCCGCAGCGUGGAUCCAUUGCAGGGUCUGGGGCGGCUGGACAGGGCGAUGCAGCAGCUGGAGAGCCAGGAGAAUCCCUUCGACGAUCUCUUCGCCGAGUACGCGGGCGUGCUCCGCCGCUGCGGCGAUUGCAAGGCCCUGGCGGAGACACGGCGCGUCCACUCCCACCUCCUCUCCCACCCCCGCCUCCGCGACUCGCGAAUCCUCUUCUCCAUGCUCAUCGAGGCCUACGGCAAAUGUGGCAGCCUUCGCGAGGCACGCAGCGUCUUCGAUUCCAUGCCCUGCCACACGGGAUUCUCGUGGAACUUCCUCAUCAAGGCGUGCAUCCACUGCGGCCAGUGCCGCGACGCCAUCGCCGUGUUCCGGAGGAUGAUCCAGCAGGGGCAGCGCCCAAAUCGCGUGGGGUUCUUGGUGGCGAUGGAGGCGUGCUCGUGCUUGGAGGGGCUCGCGGAGGGGAAGGAGAUCCACGCGAUCGUUGUGGCGGCGGGGCUCGAGGGCGAGCCAAAUCUCGCUACUUCGCUUCUCAACAUGUAUGGGAGGUGCCGGAGCAUUGGUGACGCGAAGAGUUUGUUUGAUCGGAUGGAGGAGAGGGACGUGGUCGCCUGGAAUGCCAUGCUUGCGGCAUUUGCCCGCAAUGGGCAUUGCAAGGAAGCACUGCGAUUCUAUCACAGGAUGUGCUUGGAAGGAACCAGACCAAGCGCCGUCACCUUCGUCUCGGUCCUUGAUGCCUGUGCCGCCAUUGCCGCCAUCUCCCAAGGCCGGAUCAUCCACGCACACCUCCUCGAGGCCGAGAUGGAGUCGGACGUGAUCGUCGGCACCGCGCUUCUCAGCAUGUAUGGCAAAUGCGGCAAGCUCGUCGAGGCCCGCGAGUUCUUCGACGGCAUGAAGCAACGCAACGUCGUCACCUGGACCGCCAUGAUCGCGUCCUAUGCCCAGCACGGCCAUGGCGCCAUAGCUCUCGACUUCCACCUCGACAUGGAGCUCGAGGGCAUCCGUCCAAACGGCGUCACCUUCAUGGGCAUUCUCUUUGCUUGCGGCCACACGGGGAAGCUCGAGCUAGCGAGGUACUACUUCCUGGUGAUGCGUGGAGACCACGGGAUCCGGCCUUUGAACGAGCACUUUCGAUGCAUGGUGGAUCUUCUGGGACGAGCAGGGAAGAUAGACGAGGCCGAGGAGCUCAUCACCUCCAUGCCGCCAUCGCCAAGCGUCGUGGUGGCCUGGACGAGCUUCCUCGGCGCGUGCCUGGUCCAUAACCGGCAGGAGCAAGGCGAGCGCGCGGCUGCCAGGAUCAUGGAUCUGGAUCCCGAGCUCUCGACGUCCUACGCGGUGGUGUCAAACAUCUACGCCGCGGCCGGGAAGUGGAAGGAGAAGGCCCGGAUCCGGAAGCUCAUGGAGUCGAGGGGCGUGAAGAAGGAGACGGGGCUGAGCGUGAUCGAGGUCCACGGCAGAGUCCACGAGUUUAGAUGCGGGGAUCGAUCGCACUCCAAGUCGGAGGCCAUCUACGCGGAGCUGGAAAGGUUGAAUCGCGAGAUGAAGAGUCUUGGAUACGUCCCGGACACGAAGGUGGUGCUCCACAACGUAGACGAGGCCAGGAAGGAGAAGCUCCUUUGGUACCACAGCGAGAGGCUGGCCAUCGCGUAUGGGAUCAUCUCCACACCCCCAGGGAGCUCACUCUGCGUGAUCAAGAACUUGAGAGUUUGCUCCGACUGCCAUGCCGCCACCAAGCUGAUGUCCAAAGUCUGUGGGCGAGAGAUUGUUGUCCGGGACGUGAAUCGGUUUCACAGGUUUCACGACGGGAGCUGCUCUUGCGGGGAUUACUGGUGAGAUCUGAGCUCUCUUGUAAGUUUCUGAAAAAUGUGUAAAAUAUAGAAUUAUUUUUUA